Candidula unifasciata is the source of this 208-nucleotide messenger RNA. The record is from the annotation of a GenBank genome assembly. NCBI's taxonomy places the organism in Eukaryota, Metazoa, Mollusca, Gastropoda, Stylommatophora, Geomitridae.
AUGAUUUUCACCACGGCAACCUCAACCACAACGCGUAUGGUGAGAAGCGUGGAGCCGCUGACUGUGAUUAUGUUAGUUCUGCUUGUUGGUAGCUCUAGCCCUGCCAGAUCACUGCGGCUGGAUGGGCCAUACCCGCGGUGCGAGCCUAUCACAAUCAAAAUGUGCAAGGAUAUGCGAUACAACAUGACACAGAUGCCAAAUUUAGCUG